CGGACGAAACCUCAGCCUCUGUGCGGGUAUAAGAAUUAAGGGUGAUUGUACAUAGAGUGUCCAUGGUCCAUUUGGGUGAUAGGUAGCGGUAAUGCACUUAUGUGUUUGCGAUCCGCCGUAAAACAACAACAACGAAGAAGAAGAAGAAGAAGAAGAAGAAGAAGAAGUUGUUUCACACAGAAAUGGCAGCCCUGCAGCUCGAAAAGCAGCGAGGGCGAUAUGCUGCCCUUGCCAUAGCUGCAGUGGUCAUUGUGGUGGGCAUCCCACUAUGGUGGAAGACAACAGAGACGUACCGCGCUUGGCUCCCUUUCUCUGAGAUCAGCAAACUCGAUUCACUACAGCUUCAGCUAAGUGUUGAUGCAGAGGUGGUCUUCUCUCGGGGGACACUGACUCCAGAACAGCAGAAAAAUGUUCCACUCAGCACUGUUAGAGAAAAAGAACAUGUUGUUGAUGAUAAAACAGGUCUUCGAUACACAUAUGAAACCAAAUAUCGUACUGCCACUAUAAUGGAGGAAGAUGCCUUGAAUCAGCCUACUGCUGCAGAGGCAGAUCUAUCCCUACACAUGCUCACAGAGAGUUCCUGUGGGUCUGUGGUUGUGUAUGUGAUCCCUGAAUCCUCCUCCCUAUUGCCAGAGGAUGUAAAAGUGUAUGUUGGCCAGCGGCGCACAGCGCUGCUACGUUAUUCUCCUGUUCAAGGUUUGUGGAGUUUGAAGGAGGUUCUGUCAAAUCUGGACCCGCAAAUGGAGCAGGUAUUGAACACCAUGUCCUUCAGUCACCAGGAUAUUAUAGCUGCUCUGAGCGACCGUGUUCGCAUGGCCAAAGUCACUAAAGACAGUAUGGCAGACAGCAUGAGAGCCAUCAAAUAUAGUCCAGGCUAUGAGAUCACAUUCAGUCUGCUCAAUCCAGACCCAAAGUCACACAAUCUUCACUGGGAUAUCGAGGGUGCUCUUCAUAGCUACAUUCAGCCUCUACUGAAUAAACUUUCCCCCAUAGCCAACUUUUCAGUGGACUCUCAGAUUCUUAAUUACGCCAUUCUGGGUGUUAACCCUCGUUUUGACAACAGUGUGUCAGCCUACACACUCAGCGCAGACAGCCUUUCACACGUCAUCAACCCUGUGGAGGCCAGACUAGGGUCCAAUGCAGCUUCCUUAAACCCUGUUUUGAACUUCCUGCUGUACGUGCCAGAUGCCCACCACUCUCCUCUUUUCAUCCGAGACCAUGCCAAAAGGGAGGUGCCCUCCAAUGCCUUUCACAGCCCCCGCUGGGGUGGCAUCAUGGUAUAUAAUGUGAAUGAAAUGUAUGGUCCUGAAGCUGAACUACCAGUAGACAUCAAUAUCAACAUGGCAAAAGUGAUGGGUGUGUUCUUGGCGCAGUUACGGCUUCUGCUGGGAGUACAGCAUACUCAUCCUCCCCCAGGCUUUGUGCUGCAGAGUCCAGGCAGUGCUGGACUGGCUGACUGGGAGCUGGAUCGGCUCUUGUGGAGCCGCAGUGUAGAGAAAAUAGCCACUGCCAGCAACACCAUCACCUCGCUGGCUCAGCUUCUCAACCAGAUCGGAAACAUUGUUAUCAACGACAACAUUGCACAGCAGGUCUCUAGUGCAAUAACGUCACUGCAGUUUGCUGUCGCAGAGCUAGAGGCUGGGAAUUUAGCUUUUGCACUUCAGUACAGCAGGGAGGCCAUUUUGGCUUCAGAGAGAGCCUUUUUCGACCCCUCUCUUUUGCAUCUCCUCUAUUUUCCAGAUGAUCAGAAGUUUGCCAUUUACAUUCCUCUUUUCCUACCCAUGUGUGUGCCUAUUGUACUCUCACUGCUGAAAAUUGUGAGCGAAGCUAGGAAAAGGCAAGCAGAUAAACAUGCCAAAAAUGACUGAGAGGCCAGAGUUUGUCUGGUGUAUACAUUUACACACUUGCACUCGCAUAGAGUGUGCAUUUGUUGUUGUUUUAAACACACUUGAACUGAUACAGCAAACUAUGUCAAAAGGUGAUGUGUGGGGUACAUUUUCUCAAUAUUUAUUACACCUGGAGUCUAGCAGAGUCAUCAACUGAAAAAUAAGUUUAAAGUACCUUGACAAGUAAAGUAAUGAUAUGAAAUCUAAGUUCAUUAUCAUUGCUGCGUAAAUUUACAAAGGCAGAUUAUUUACAAAAAUAUUUUUUUUUUAAUUAAUGAAAUAUUCAGUAUGUAAUCAGGUUUUUCUGCACACAUUUUUAAGUCUUUGCACUGCGUGUCUCGUUUUAACACUAACUUUGGGCCAUGAUUCAGCUCCACUUCAUUAAUGUUGGUGAGUGUUUAUUUGGCACACAUUGGUAUAUCUUUUAUUUAAGGAAUAGUUCACCCAAAAAUGAAGAUUCUCUAAUUUAUUCAUGCUAGAUGGUGUUAGGAAGUGAAAUCGAGCUUGAAUCUUGAUUGCCAAGGAGACUGCUGAUGUCAAGAUUUAUUGUGUAAAAGGAGUUAUAUUUUGGUCUGUUCUCGCCCAAAACCGCUUCAGAAGACUUUGAUUAAAACAGUGGAGAUCUAAGAUAUUCUUCAAAAAAUAUCUGUUUGUGUUCUGCAGAAGAGAAAAUGUAUGCACAUCCGGGAUGGUGAGUAAAUAAUGAGAACAUUUUCAUUUUUGGGUGACCUAUUCCUUUAAGGGAUUAAUCUUGGAAUUAAAACAGUCUUCAAGGGAGCAACAAAAAUAACUAGCUUGUGUUACCAUUUAUGAAUGUCAGGGAAUGUUGGGUUGAUGGGUGUUUUCAAUUUAAAUAGGGUCAUGACUCGUGUAUAGCGAGUUUUUAACUGAAAUGAAUGUGAACCUUUGGUCAGGGACGAUAUCACAAUGUAAAAUGUAAUAUGAAUUUCUUAUGUAAAAAUCCUUUUACUCUGAUGUUGACAUAGUUUCAACCUUAGCAUACAGUUUUCAUAAAUGUACCAUGGUCUGAUAUAAUUUUUUUUAUGCUUAUGUUAACAUUUUUUACACUUAAAUUAUUUUAAAUCAAAAUGUGAGUGGAUGAAAGUAUUUUUCAUGGAGCAAACUACUGUUUCUUUCCCCAUUCGUACAGCUCAUGCAGAGUGUGUUUCAUUUGGAAUGAAUUACAGAUGUUUCAGUGUGAUUUUAUUCUGUUUCCAGAAUGUUCCCAGGAUAUCAAAAAUAAAGCUUUA
Myxocyprinus asiaticus (Chinese sucker) is the source of this 3136-nucleotide messenger RNA. RefSeq names its product GPI transamidase component PIG-S-like. The record is from RefSeq and is a predicted model, not a curated record. Gene Ontology annotation, biological process: attachment of GPI anchor to protein. The coding region runs from base 183 to 1868 and encodes 561 amino acids. Gene Ontology annotation, cellular component: GPI-anchor transamidase complex. The transcript has 12 exons. NCBI's taxonomy places the organism in Eukaryota, Metazoa, Chordata, Actinopteri, Cypriniformes, Catostomidae.